AGAAAGACUGACCCUUACAUAUAAACACGGAUACCGUCGUCAACAUCUUAAUUAUGCCUACAGAUAAAAAUGGACUUUUCCUGUGUGAAACACAAAUGCAGAACACAAGUUAAAGGAGUUGUGGAUAUCAAGGAAAGAGCACUUCCUGUAGCAUUUACCAGUCCAAAGCAGCUUUAAGAUAUUUCUUCAAGCGCCGUCUUCAGAUUAAUUGAGUAACUAACCAUGUCUACAAGGGAGACUGUCGACAGCAUUCUUAACAUGCCGUGUUCUUGGCGGGAAUACGUGGCUAACGUAUUUCUGGAGAGUGGACAUGUCAACAGGGCUGCAAUUGUAGGACAAGAUGGCCGAAGAUGGGCAGCAUCACCAGCAUUUGAUGUCACUGCCUCCGAAGUCCAGGCGAUCUUGGAUGGCUUUGUGGACUCCUCGGCGAUACGGGCAUUAGGCAUAAGUCUAAGUAACAAGCGGUACACGUGUACCCGACAGGACAGUACAGUGAUGGUGGGGCGGGAUAGUGCUACAGGAUUUGGCUGUGUCAUCUACCGGUGCAAGCUCUGUCUCAUUAUAGGUGUUUACGAGGAGUCGGGCCACCCCGGUGGGUGUUACAGCAUGUUGGUCAAGGUUGGAGACUACCUAAAGGACCAAGGAUACUGACUUAUAUAGGAUAUUGUACUCGGGAAUCGUAUCUAGAAAGAAAUGGGGCUAGAUAACAUGGCGGACCCACCGUGACCUAUCACAGGAGUUCGGUAGUCGGAAUCCAUAUACCCACGGUACCAAGAACGUGGUGUCGUGUCCGAAACCCGGGACAGUGUCGACGAGACCAGUGGGGGGAAAUCAUGGGCAUGACCUUACCGUGUACCAAGUGCUCCCAUAGGCCGAUUGAUCACGGGAGUAUACCCAGUACUCACUAAUUUAUAGGACUAGAUUUUCCAUGAGAUCCCAUUAUAGGGCUCUAAAAUCAUGGAUCAAAAUGUUCCCUAGGACUUAUAGUACCACGUGUUCCUCGAUAUAUAUCAUGGAUCAAUUGUGGCAAGGUUGUAUAGUUACUAGGACCAUAAGGAUUAAGUGUCUCCCGGUAUCAUAUCGUGGAUGAAUUGUAGCAAGGCUAUGUACUAUACGGAUCAAGGUGUCCAUCAUUGAUCAAGUGUUACUCGCAAUAAUGACAUUGACCGAGCCGAGGGUUAUUGGGAACCAUACCACUCGUCAAAGUGUUCCCGGGGUCCAUUCCAUGGAUUUCAUAUACAGGAACUCGUGCUUUGAGGAACUGUAAUUGGUGGUAAUCACAAAAAUUAGUUGGGACCCUCGACAACAUAUCCGGUUGGUCUAGCCAGGAAAACAACGCGCGAGACCGACUAAUUACCUGUAGGCUAAUGGUGUGUAAUAGGGACACCAUUACAGGGUAUGUCAAACCUAGGGAAGACAACAUCACGUUAACUCUUGAGAACUGUAAGACGAUAUUAUACUAAUUAUAACGGCAUCGUGUCUUACCAUUCCUAAUGGCACUACAAAGAGUGUAAAUGUCUGACGAUUGGUCUUGAUCACGGGAAGCGUGAUUAUAGGCGAAUGAGUCGUAUGGCUUCAACGGCAUUUGGUUAAUUGGCUACCAAAGAAAAGGAACUUGGAAAUAUCACGAGCACUAACACGAGAGGUGAAGGUCGUUACCGUGGCGAUCCCUGUACAAGGAUGUACGUGUUUUAUAGGAAGAGAGCGGUCCUUAUUGUGUCCCUAUAGUGGAGGAAAACCCGCAAGCGUAACUAAAUAUGAUUCUUAUAGGGGACAAUCGACGCCAUCGUGACAAUGACAAAUACCGGCGUCAGCUCACGGCCUGGUUGUUAGUGUAGAGUUGGUACAUUUGGUACAUAUCUGGUAGGAUUGGUGCUAAGUUGAUGUAAUCGACAUUGAUGUUUCCUAGUGUAUAGGUACCCAAUAUAUAUAUUUGUACAAUUAGUGAACAGUUGUACAUGUAUUUCAGUGAACUGUCGUUGAACCAUACUGAGAUGGAUUUGUGCAAUUAGUGAACAGUGGUAUUUUGGUGAACUCACUUGUUGAACCAUACUUAGAUGGAGACAGUGGUAUUUUGUUGGAUUUGUACAGUAAGUGAACUGUGGUAUUUUGAUUUUAGUGAACGGCAGUUGAGCCUUACAUACAUAGAUUUGUUCCCAGAGAAGAAACCUAUAUUACCAAGUGGUGUUGAGGACAAUGAUGACGAACACACACCUACGUAUCUUUAAUCAUCAGUCAUGUGAUUGGCUCAACUACCGGUUAAAUAUACUCUUGUUGAAAACAUAACGAUGAUUAUUAAAUUAGUGCAUGAACAAUGAGUAGCGAGAGUCAUUAAGGAGACGCUAUGAUAACAUGAAAAUUGCGUCAGGGAGCUAUCAAUGCUGUCACUUGAGCAAUCUUACCACAAAUCAUUGGCUAAAUAUGAACUCAGGAGACAAAGCUUUACGCCAGUCAAUUUACUGUAGAAGCACGUAAUGGUUGUCCCCAGGGACAUGGUUAGACAUUCCUUCUCCUAGCUGUAAUGUAUACAUACACCGAGAAGUAACUAAAACUGUGAUAUAUAAAUAUAACGAAGGGGAUUUGACAUGUCUAACCGGAACGAACUUAUCUUUUGCGUAAGAUUACAGCCGAUGCUAAUGAUGUAUGUUUUGUUUGUUCGUUUUUGAAUGAUGUGUAUAUUUGAUUAUAUACUCAAAAACCAAAAGUAAAUUACUGAUUAAUUU
Messenger RNA from Pecten maximus, 2723 nucleotides. Its product is annotated as profilin-2-like. Gene Ontology annotation, cellular component: cell cortex. The record is from RefSeq and is a predicted model, not a curated record. Lineage: Eukaryota; Metazoa; Mollusca; Bivalvia; Pectinida; Pectinidae. Gene Ontology annotation, molecular function: actin monomer binding. Bases 223 to 651 code for a protein of 142 amino acids. The transcript is spliced from 2 exons.